Messenger RNA from Naegleria lovaniensis, 936 nucleotides. RefSeq lists its product as uncharacterized. Lineage: Eukaryota; Heterolobosea; Eutetramitea; Acrasida; Naegleriidae. Bases 1 to 936 code for a protein of 311 amino acids. The record is from RefSeq and is a predicted model, not a curated record. The transcript has a single exon.
AUGAGAAAAAAGCAAACAACAGGAAGCUCAUCAUCAUCACAGUCUAAGGCUGCACAAAAAAAACGAAAGGACCCUCCUUUGCCAUCCUCGGAUCAAAAAUUCAUUGAAAAAUACAAGAAGGAAAUUUGUGAAACGAUCAGAACAAGCCCAUUAACCUUUCGGCAAUUGGAUAGGUUUUCCGCCUUGUUGUUCAGGUGUCAAAUGGAACAAGUGUCCAAAGAUCUUUAUGAUUUGAGCGAUUAUGAAAAUAGUGAUGACAGCUCGUACGACGAAGAAUGGAACAGUGAGUAUGACGAAGAUGAAGAGGAAGAAGAAGAUGAAGACUUUGCUGAACCACCAAGUAAAAAAGCUCCCAAGUUGGUUGCUGGUCAAACCACAAAAUCCGGCAAAGCAAAUUCUUCUGUCGGAAGUAGUAGCAGUUCUGCCAAAGCAUCUCCUUCAACAAGUAACAAUUUCUAUGAAGUGAAAAUUGCCUUACCUGCACACAAGUUCCAUCGAGUGAUUCGUAUUCCUACUCUCAACACUACUUUACAUCAUUUCCACGAUAUUAUCAUGAAUGCAUUCUCGUGGUCAGAUUGCCACUUGCACAAAUUUCAAACACACCGUGGUACUUAUUCUGACACGACCAUGAGUGAAAAAGGAAAGGAAGAACGUAAGGUUCGUCUCGAUGAUGUACUUAACAAUGAAUAUCGAUACAUGUCCUAUGUGUAUGAUUUUUCCAGUGAGUGGGAAAUCGAUAUCGAGCUGAAAAAGAUUAUUGACGAGAAUACAAUGAGGCGCGGAGCUCUGGAGCUAGGUCUAACAGUUCCAGAAAACUUGUCACAAUUUAUUUACUGUGUGGAUGGACGCGGAGGAGAAAUUGAUGAAGAAGAGGGUGAUGUUUCUGGAAAGUUUAAUGUGAAAGCGGCCAACAAAGGGCUCAAAAUUAGGUGGUAA